AUGCCCCUGGAGGCAGCCAAAAUCGCAGUGGUCGAUUCGGACAACAGGACGGCGGAAACUCCGAGAAACGAGUAUCCCAUGAACAAGCAUGGGGAGGGAACGGCCAGGCGUCUCAGUCUAAAGGACCUGCCUCCCAAUGGCGUACCCAGAAAGAGGUUGCAGAAUGGUCUCCGCACGCUGAGAGCAGCCAACGAGAGCAAAGUAAUUUGGAAAGGGAAGAAGCCAGAGGGGGCGAUUUCGGAAGUUCUCAGGCAUGCCAAGUCAGUCUGGGUAGAGAUGCGAGGCGACCCCAAUGUGAGCGGAGCAGUGCUUGGGAGCAACAGUAUGCAACCUGCGAAACCGGAGUACAUGAUGAGUGGAAGCUUACUCCCCAUAGCCCAGAAGAACGACUUCCCACAGGUGCAACAGGACAACAUCGAACUGAGAGAGGCGGGGAGUUUCGACCAGAGAAGGCAGGAACAACAAGCCAGCAUCAAACAAGAGAUGCCCGCCAACCUCACACACCCAAAGCAGAGCGGCUCAAAUCAGAGACAGCAAAGUGGUGUCAAGGAGAAGGGGUUGAGCAAAGCCAAUCAGAAGAAACCAGACAACCUCAAUCGGGAAGGGCAGGGCAGCUCCAAUCAGAGAGGGCUCUGCAAUACUCUCAAGCUGACGAAACAACCCAGUGUAGCCGAUCUAGCCAUGUUGAAGACUGGCUCCAAAGCCUCGACAAACCCGCAGGCCAACGGCUCCGAAGACGGCGCCAUCGAAAGUCAUUUGAGAAGAGAAGAGCCGAAUAACACGAUGCAAAGAUACGCCAUUCGAGGCAAGCAGCUCGCGAUCAUUUCGGCCCAGUUGUACUGGGAAAUCAUAUCGCCAUGCUUUGAUCCGACAUCGCCUCUGAGGCAGCGACUUAACACCAAUAAGUCGACCUGGUGGGACCUCUUGGUGGUCUUCCUCGCGUUGAUCGGCAGUUUCAUGUUAUUGGCAGUAGCAAUACGGGUGUCACGGGGAAUAGCCUGGGCGACGCAGUUGAUGCAAACGAUUCUGGGGGUUUGA
This is a messenger RNA of Colletotrichum karsti, 1038 nucleotides long. RefSeq lists its product as uncharacterized. The coding region runs from base 1 to 1038 and encodes 345 amino acids. NCBI's taxonomy places the organism in Eukaryota, Fungi, Ascomycota, Sordariomycetes, Glomerellales, Glomerellaceae. The transcript has a single exon. The record is from RefSeq and is a predicted model, not a curated record.